GAAAAUUAAAAUAAAUGUUCAGUUGUCGAGGAAAAUUCUUAAUAUUUUUUAUGGUCACUCACAGAAUAAAACGAUCCAUCUAUGUCCAUAAGUAUAUUAAAUAUUUUAAGCUAAGGCUCGUACAAGGGACUGUACCACACAUCUGAAAACUUAGGUCCCUGUAAGGUUGCAAGGACGAUAUGGCUCCAAUUAUUUCACUUAAUGAAUCCGGUGGAGUAGCAAGUGGUGUAAUCCUUGGUGUUCUGUUGAACCUAGCAAGAAAACGGCCAGCGUAUUCUGGGAUCUACAAGCAUGCAUCUUUCGCAGUGAUUGGUUACUUCACUGGCAAAAGCAUUGACAAGAUGCUUGAAGUAAAACAGAGACAGCGAUUACAGAUUCUUGAAGAUUACAUACGACUUCACCCAGAAGACUUCCAAGAGGAAGCUCCCAAAACUUAUGGAGAUAUCCUGUUGAAGUGGUAUCCAGUACGAUAAAAAACUGACGAUAAAAGACUGCAGUUCUUCUGACUUCAAUUUUGUGUUUGUUAAAUCAACAGAGCAUAAAGAGAUGUGUUUUUAGUAAAAGGCAUGAAUAAAUUAUACUUUGUGAAAUGUGAAAA
Molecule: messenger RNA, 598 nt
Organism: Pomacea canaliculata
Lineage: Eukaryota; Metazoa; Mollusca; Gastropoda; Architaenioglossa; Ampullariidae
Product: NADH dehydrogenase [ubiquinone] 1 subunit C2-like
Exons: 3
Coding region: 180-473 (97 amino acids)
Biological process (GO): mitochondrial electron transport, NADH to ubiquinone
Cellular component (GO): mitochondrial inner membrane
Source: RefSeq, a predicted model, not a curated record